This is a messenger RNA of Dama dama (fallow deer), 6774 nucleotides long. RefSeq names its product perilipin 4 (gene PLIN4). Bases 104 to 5032 code for a protein of 1642 amino acids. Lineage: Eukaryota; Metazoa; Chordata; Mammalia; Artiodactyla; Cervidae. The transcript is spliced from 10 exons. The record is from RefSeq and is a predicted model, not a curated record. Gene Ontology annotation, cellular component: plasma membrane.
ACCCCAGACCCUAUAAGGCCUGGGAGCUGAGAGCCCAGCUGCCGGCUACACCACCUGUCACUCCAAGGGACCUCCACACGGUCCAGCUGCCUAGAGGGUUACCAUGUCUGCUCGAGACGGAGGCCAGGAUCCCCCCAAACCCAAGGGCAAGACCCUGGGCAGCUUCUUUGGGUCCCUGCCUGGCUUCAGUGCUGCCCGGAACCUGGUGGCCAACGCCCACAGCUCAGCAAGAGAGGCCCAGCCAGCUGCCGAGACUGCAGGCGCUCCAGCUGAGGAGGCCGCCCAGCCCCAGGCUCAGGCGCCCACUGACCCGGAGCAGACGGCCAGGGGGUUAGAGAAGACGCUGCUGCCUUCAGAGAAGCAAAUGAUCUCCGGGGCAAAGGACCUGGUGUCCUCCCAGAUGGCCAGGACCAAGGAUGCUCUCUCCACAGGGAUGGCUAGCAUCGUGGACACGGCUAAAGGUGUGGUCCAGGGAGGCAUGGACACCACCAAGACCGUCUUGACAGGCACCAAAGAUGUUGUGUCCACUGGGCUCACUGGAGCAAUGGGUAUGGCCAAGGGGGCUGUCCAGACUGGCAUGGACACCACCAAGACCGUCUUGACUGGUGCCAAAGACACCAUUUCCACUGGGCUCACUGGAGCAAUGGGUAUGGCCAAGGGUACAGUCCAGACUGGCAUGGAUACCACCAAGACCGUCUUGACAGGCACCAAAGAUGUUGUCUCCACUGGGCUCACUGGAGCCAUGGGAGUGGCCAAGGGGGCUGUCCAGACUGGCAUGGACACCACCAAGACCGUCUUGACUGGCACCAAAGAUGUUGUGUCCACUGGACUCACUGGAGCAAUGGGUAUGGCCAAGGGGGCAGUCCAGACUGGCAUGGACACCACCAAGACCGUCUUGACUGGCACCAAAGACACCAUGUCCACUGGGCUCACUGGAGCAAUGGGAGUGGCCAAGGGGGCCGUUCAGACUGGUAUGGACACCACCAAGACCGUCUUGACAGGCACCAAAGAUGUUGUGUCCACUGGGCUCACUGGAGCAAUGGGUAUGGCCAAGGGGGCCGUCCAGACUGGCAUGGACACCACCAAGACCGUCUUGACUGGCGCCAAAGACACCAUGUCCACUGGGCUCACUGGAGCAAUGGGUAUGGCCAAGGGUACAGUCCAGACUGGCAUGGAAACCACCAAGACUGUCUUGACUGGCACCAAAGAUGUUGUGUCCACUGGACUCACUGGAGCCAUGGGAGUGGCCAAGGGGGCUGUCCAGACUGGCAUGGACACCACCAAAACUGUCUUGACUGGUGCCAAAGACACCAUGUCCACUGGGCUCUCUGGAGCCAUGGGUGUGGCCAAGGGGGCCGUCCAGACUGGCAUGGACACCACCAAGACCGUCCUGACUGGCACCAAAGAUGUUGUCUCCUCCGGGCUCACUGGAGCCAUGGGUAUGGCCAAGGGCACAGUCCAGACAGGCAUGGACACCACCAAGACCGUCCUGACAGGCACCAAAGAUGUUGUCUCCACUGGACUCACUGGAGCAGUGAACAUGGCCAAGGGCACAGUUCAGACUGGCAUGGACACCACCAAGAAUGUCUUGACUGGUGCCAAAGACACCAUGUCCACUGGGCUCACUGGAGCCAUGGGAGUGGCCAAGGGGGCCGUCCAGACAGGCAUGGACACCACCAAGACCGUCCUGACUGGGGCCAAAGACACCAUGUCCACUGGGCUCACUGGAGCCAUGGGAGUGGCCAAGGGGGCCGUCCAGACUGGCAUGGACACCACCAAGACCGUCUUGACUGGCGCCAAAGACACCAUGUCCACUGGGCUCACUGGAGCAAUGGGAGUGGCCAAGGGAGCCGUCCAGACUGGCAUGGACACCACCAAAACUGUCUUGACUGGCACAAAAGACACCAUGUCCACUGGGCUCACUGGAGCCAUGGGUGUGGCCAAGGGGGCUGUCCAGACUGGCAUGGACACCACCAAGACUGUCCUGACUGGCACCAAAGAUGUUGUCUCCACUGGGCUCACUGGAGCAGUGAACAUGGCCAAGGGCACAGUUCAGACUGGCAUGGACACCACCAAGACUGUCUUGACUGGUGCCAAAGACACCAUGUCCACUGGGCUCACUGGAGCCAUGGGAGUGGCCAAGGGGGCCGUCCAGACUGGCAUGGACACCACCAAGACCGUCUUGACUGGCACCAAAGAUGUUGUCUCCUCUGGGCUCACUGGAGCAAUGGGUAUGGCCAAGGGCACAGUUCAGACAGGCAUGGACACCACCAAGACUGUCCUGACUGGUGCCAAAGACACCAUGUCCACUGGGCUCACUGGAGCCAUGGGUGUGGCCAAGGGGGCCAUCCAGACUGGCAUGGACACCACCAAGACUGUCCUGACUGGCACCAAAGAUGUUGUCUCCACUGGGCUCACUGGAGCAGUGAACAUGGCCAAGGGCACCGUUCAGACUGGCAUGGACACCACCAAAACUGUCUUGACUGGUGCCAAAGACACCAUGUCCACUGGGCUCACUGGAGCCAUGGGUGUGGCCAAGGGGGCUGUCCAGACUGGCAUGGACACCACCAAGACUGUCCUGACUGGCACCAAAGAUGUUGUCUCCACUGGGCUCACUGGAGCAAUGGGAGUGGCCAAGGGAGCCGUCCAGACUGGCAUGGACACCACCAAAACUGUCUUGACUGGCACAAAAGACACCAUGUCCACUGGGAUCACUGGAGCCAUGGGUGUGGCCAAGGGGGCUGUCCAGACUGGCAUGGACACCACCAAGACUGUCCUGACUGGCACCAAAGAUGUUGUCUCCACUGGGCUCACUGGAGCAGUGAACAUGGCCAAGGGCACAGUUCAGGCUGGCAUGGACACCACCAAGACUGUCUUGACUGGUGCCAAAGACACCAUGUCCACUGGGCUCACUGGAGCCAUGGGAGUGGCCAAGGGGGCCGUCCAGACUGGCAUGGACACCACCAAGACCGUCUUGACUGGCACCAAAGAUGUUGUCUCCUCUGGGCUCACUGGAGCAAUGGGUAUGGCCAAGGGCACAGUUCAGACAGGCAUGGACACCACCAAGACCGUCCUGACAGGCACCAAAGAUGUUGUCUCCACUGGACUCACUGGAGCAGUGAACAUGGCCAAGGGCACAGUUCAGACUGGCAUGGACACCACCAAGACUGUCUUGACUGAUGCCAAAGACACCAUGUCCACAGGACUCACUGGAGCAAUGGGUAUGGCCAAGGGGACUGCCCAGACUGGCAUGGACACCACCAAGACCGUCUUGACAGGCACCAAAGAUGUUUUGUCCACUGGGCUCACUGGGGCAGUGAACAUGGCCAAGGGCACAGUUCAGACUGGCAUGGACACCACCAAGACUGUCUUGACUGAUGCCAAAGACACCAUGUCCACAGGACUCACUGGAGCAAUGGGUAUGGCCAAGGGGACUGCCCAGACUGGCAUGGACACCACCAAGACUGUCUUGACUGGCACCAAAGAUGUUGUCUCCACUGGGCUCACUGGAGCCAUGGGUGUGGCCAAGGGGGCUGUCCAGACUGGCAUGGAUACCACCAAGACUGUCUUGACUGGUGCCAAAGACACCAUGUCCACUGGGCUCACUGGAGCCAUGGGAGUGGCCAAGGGGGCCGUCCAGACUGGCAUGGACACCACCAAGACCGUCCUGACUGGCACCAAAGAUAUCGUGUCUACUUCAAUCACUGGGGCAAUGGGUGUGGCCAAGGGGGCUAUUCAGGUUGGCAUCGACACCACCAAGUCCGUCUUGACUGGCACCAAAGAUGUUCUGUCUACUUCAAUCACUGGAGCAAUGGAUGUGGCCAAGGAGGCAGUCCAGAUUGGCGUGGACACCACCACGUCCAUCUUGACUGGCACCAAAGAUGUUCUGUCUACUUCAAUCACUGGAGCAAUGGAUGUGGCCAAGGAGGCAGUCCAGAUUGGCGUGGACACCACCACAUCCAUCUUGACUGGCACCAAAGAUGUUCUGUCUACUUCAAUCACUGGAGCAACGGAUGUGGGCAAGGAGGCCAUCCAGACUGGUAUGGACACUACCAUGACCAUCUUGACUGGCACCAAAAGUGCCAUGUCCUCUGGGCUCAGCAGUGUAGGGCACAUGGCCCAAGAAGGUAUGCACACUGGGGUGGGCAUCAUCCCAAACUGGUUACCUGACUCCAAGGCUGCCACCUCAGUUGGACUUGCCAGUUCCAGGGCCCCAGAUGAAGGAGAACAAACCAUCCCAAGCUCCCCUCAGGCUCAGCUCAGCAACCACGGACCUCUGUCAGCUGAGGCCAUGUUCAGCCAAGAGGCCACCCUGGGCAAGGUGGAUGCUGCUCCCGGGGCCACCACUCAUGGCCAGGAGGGAGCCCAGGGCUUUGCAGCACUCCGGAAUGAGCUGGAGGAGCUGGGAGAGCUCUUCCAGCCCAUGAGCGCCGAGGAACAAGCUCAGCUGUUUGCUACCCAGCCCAGGCGGAGGGAGGUCACGGCCGACCAGGGCAGCUACUUUGUGCGUCUGGGUGACGUGGCCCCCGGCUUCCGCCAGCGGGCUUUCGAGCAUGCCCUCAGCCACCUGCAGCAUGGUGAGUUCCAGGCACGGGACGCGCUGGCCCAGCUUGAGGAUGUCUUCAGGGAGAUCGAGGAGGCCCAGCAAGCUCCGGUUGGGGAUGCAAGCAGCCAAACAGAGGAAGCCGCUGCUAGGGAGGUGCCGGCCACUGGGGCUCUGUCUAGGGCCUGUGACCUCGUCCAGCAGCUCCACGUGGCCUACAGCCGCCUGGCCUCCGGCCUCCAGGGCCUCCCCACGGAGCUUCAGUGGCAGCUCCAGCAGGCGCGGCACAGCAUCUGUGAGCUCUAUGGUGUGGUCUCCUCGGCCGCCACGGUGGCGGAGCUGCCAGUCAAGCAGCUGGCCGAGAGCCGCCAGGGUGUGGGGCAGUCGUGGCGGGGCCUGGAGCAGGUGCUGCGGAACGUGCAGCAAGGCCCUCCGCUUGGCUGGCUGGUGGGGCCCUUCGCCCUGCCCGCCAAUGGGCAGCCGCUGUAGGAACCCCUCCCCUGCCCAGAACCAGCUCCUAGCCCCCGAAGCUCUGGGUCCUGGAGUUCUACCACACCAUGCACCUGGCGCCAGGCCUGUCUGUACCAGGCGGUACCUGCCUCCCUGAGCACAAGCUCGGCUGGUCCUUCUGGCCGAGAAGUCCCAGACGGCUAAGACCCCCGGUGGUAGGCCUUAGCCUGAAGAUCUCGAGCAAGUGUUCAAGAAAGGGUAUGGGGCCUGCCUAGAAAAUUCUCCACUCCAUACCCCGACCAGGGCCCUUUUAUCUUUUAUAAACUCUGGGGGCCUUCCACCCCAGGUGGGGUCCUCUAGCCACCAGUUAGCAGGCAGCCCUGCUCCUCCGUCCUGGGCUCCAGGCAGCUCUGUCCUUGUUCUGAAAGCACACGUCCAGCAGCUAACAGCGCACACCCCCGAACAUACCAGAAUGCUGUCGUCCCAGGGCAGGCGGGCUCCCGCCACCUCUGCUGACCCUGCUGCCUCUGCUGACCUUCAGGGGAGGCCAAGGGGCUUUGUGAAGGCAAAGCUGAAGCAACUGCUGCAACUGAGGGCCAGAUAGUGCAGGUGAUGGUUGGGGGGUGAGUACAUGUCCCCUCCUGAUGCAGCCCACCCACCAGCAGCACCCUUGGUCACGGCUGAUCACAGGGGUCCAGAGCUGAUGUUCUAAGGCCCUGGGCCCAGAAGCUGCCAAUGAAGGAAUAAAGGGAGAGACCCCAGGGAACACAUGACAGAAGGUACUCGAGCAACUUCCCUUGAGGUCCUGCAGUUAGGGCUCUGGGCUUUCACUGCUGAUGGUAUGGGUUCGACCCCUGGACAGGGAACUAAGCCCCCACAAGCUACAUGGUGUGGCCAACCCCCACCCACAAAACAAAACAUGCUUGACAUGUGUUUAGGUCCUGGUCAAAUGCUCCAGGCCAGAGACUAGGGGCUGGGUUGGCAGCCACUGGACAGGCUUCCUUUCCAGCCAUACUUUCCUUGAGGGAGGCACCCUGGGAGGUGGGCUGCACACGGGAAGGUGGGGCCACGGAGGUCCAGUCCCCCUGAUCCUGUUCCCGGGACCCGGGUGAUGCUGGGGGAGCUGCUGACCACCAGUAGCCCAAGCUUCGUCAAGCGCCCCCACCACAAAGCCCAUCACACCUGCACCCCUGACCCCGCUGGCCACCUCCCUGACAGAGGGCUAGAGAUGCCCCCUCUUCUCAGAAAUGAUCGAGUGCUCUGAGCCCCGGACGAAUGUGCCAGCUGUCCCCAGAGGGUCACCAUGUCUGCCAGGGGAGCUGGCCAAGGCAGGACACAGGGACCAGUGUGGGACCUUCCCCAAGCCUUCCUUGCUUUGUUGCUCAUCCCAGAUUGCCAUCAGAGGGGGUGACGCUGGAAACGGUGGUUCACAGAAUCCGAGAUCAAGGACAAUCUCAAGUCCAACCAAACCCCAGUGGGGGGGUGCCAGGCCCAGAAAGCAGAACCACGCCCUAGCCUCUAAUCCACCAGGACAGAGAGGCUGGGCCACCAGCAGGACACACAACAGAGACGAGUGUUUAAACAACUGCCAUGUGCAGGUGCUUGGGUGGGCAACACACAAACCCCCCCCCACUACCCCCUUCCCUGGUCUAGAGAAGCUCAGAAUGAAGGUGCCACUCGCCCCAUGUCUACAGUGAGGCCUGCUCCCAGGCCCUCACCCUCCAGUUGUCAGGAACAACAGCCUGUAACACCCCUCCUGGUUUUCGGGGAAAGGUCUCGCU